CAGCAGUUCUGUCCACGGUACAAUAACUAUUGCAUAAAAUAAAAGCCUCUCGUCUGAAACUUCAGCAUUUGGCUUCGCGGCUUGUCUUUCGUUCCGACCACCGAAGUUAACCAAAGGAAGUGCUUACUCAGAAAUGCAACAGCAAGUCGUUCUUCACUUCUUUGACUCUAUUAUCCAUUUCCUGCGCAUGUACCUUUUCAUGUACCGGGAAAUGUAUGUUUCUUCCUCUUGCUUAACAUCGAAGACUAAAGCAGUCAAAUUCGGUUGACAAGGGAAAACGUCUUACAUGCACUCGCAAUGAAGUUCUCGGUGUUCUCUCCGCUUAGACCCUUUUUAUUGAUUUCACUGGGGUUAUUUCUGCUUUGCGAGGCCAAAGUGAACACUGAGAUACAGACCGGGCCCCUGUAUCGUGUGGUUGGCUCUCUGCUCUCCAUCUCCUGCAAUACAAGUGGAUUUUCCAACCCCAAUUUAAAGAAAGAUUUUAAGAUCCUCAUGAAAAAUCCUGCAAAGCCCUUUCACGAAAUUAAUAUCAUAAGCUCUGAAGACCCGAACUUUAGCUAUGCUCGUUUUUUUCCUCGUAUACAAAAAAAUGAGAUUUCUAUGAAACAUGUUGAUUCAAACUCAAUCAUAUUUGAAAUAAAAAACCUAAAGAAGGAGGAUGAAGGGGAAUACGAAUGCGCCGUAGUCAACCCAGAAUAUACUUUCAAUGGAAUCUAUUCUGCAAAGACAGUUGUGAAAGUGAUUGACGAUUCCCUUAGCAUUACAUCCAGUGGCUCCCCCACCUCACUGAGCUAUAACGAAGGGGAAGCUCUUUCUUUGACAUGCCAAGCCUCCACCAACACCAUCCAGCACGUCCAUCUGGCAUUCGCCUGGUACCUCCGUAAAGAAGGGGCACAAGACGCUAAACCGAUUAUUUCUUUGGACAGAGAUUUCACACUGGUUCCAGGUGAGGGUUUUGAGCAGCGCUAUAGAGAUGAAGCCAUUAGAUUAGACAAAUUAGAUGAGGCCACCUACAGGCUUAAUAUUGCUGAGCUUGAGCAGUCAGACCAGGGUCAGAUCUACUGCCAAGCUCAGGAGUGGAUCCAAGAUCCUGAUCGUUCCUGGUACAAGAUUUCUCAGAAGGAUGCAGAGGAAAUUCCCCUCACAGUCAAAGCCAAAGUGGUGACAAGCAUGUCACCACAAGUGAGUCUUUCGGCAAAGAAUGCACUCCAUGAGGGGCAGGAGCUGUUGCUGUCUUGUGGCAUAAAUGCACAAAACCUUGCAAAACGGUUCUUCUCCGUAGCAUGGCUCUGGGAAGGAAAUGAGUUGGCCAAAAUCGGGCCCACAGGCAUUCUGACUGUAAGGCAAGAGUAUAUCGACAGAGAGAGAAUUGGGGAGCUAAAAGCCACGCGAACAGGAAAUAAUAACUACCAACUCAGGAUAAUGCCAGUGAAAACUACAGAUAAAGGGAGUUACAGCUGCAGGGCAUGGCCAGAAGAGAGAGGGGAAGAUGGAAACUUUAAUCAAGGAGCAGCUCAAGACUCCCAAGCCAUGGCCAUUGACAUCUUUACUCCAGAAAGUGGAUUCUCCGUCAAGAUGCAAAAUGUGAGGCAAACUGUUUCCCCAGGACAGAAUUUAAAGCUCAUCUGUGACGCUGAUGGGGUCAAAGGUCAGCUUUCUGUCACGUGGAACCGCAAAACGCUUCCCACGUCAUCUUUGUUUGCCACCAUCGUCAGUCUAAAUAAGAAUGGUGUCACAGAGAAAGCUGGCGCUUUUGCAAGUCGUGAGGUGAGAGUGACGCGUCCGACGAUGAACAGAUUUGUCUUCGAGCUGCCUGAUGUUGCAGAAUCUGAUUCGGGUACCUAUGAGUGCAUUGUCUCUGAAACACAACCCAAUGGCAGAACUGAAAGCCAGAAGCAAAAUGUCGACAUCACUGUGCAAUCUAUUGAUUCAUUGGUAAAGGUGGCACUGAGAAGCCGAGAGCCUGUGGUGACCAUGGGAAAUGAUGUACAAUUAAUGUGCAAAAUAUCAAGACCAGAUGUGCCGAUGACUCUUACUUGGAGCUGGGAGACAGAAGACGGCAACCUUAAUACCAUAGUGGUACUGUACUCAAAUGGCUCCAUCAGCUGGUCUGGAGACCAGUCCCAUUACCAAGUGCAGGUGGACAACCAGGGUAACAUUGUCAUGUACAGUCUGAAAGUCCUUCGUGCCAGUCACAGAGAAGCAGGGAAGUACCAAUGUACGGUGUCAGUUUUCCUGCAUAACGUUUACAAAAAGCUUCCUGCGUCCCAUUUUGUGGAUGUGAAGGUACUAAAUCCAGAUAGCAAACUUGCCCUAUCUCCCAAUCAGACCAUUGCCCAAAGAAUAAAUACUGACAUACAAAUUUAUUGCAAAGUUACCUCAAGAACAUCAGAGUUUUCACUGUUUGCCGUCACCUGGGAACUUCAAGAAGAUGCUGGAAAUAAGAUCAUUCUGACCUCAGACCGUAAUGGUAUCACUAUGUUUGGAGAACAGAUUGAAGAGAGUCACAGGAAACGGAUCAGCAUGAGGCACACUGAUGGACCUACUUUUGAACUGACUAUUCAGCAAGCCAGAAUUUCAGACAAAGGCAUUUAUUUGUGCAAAGUGGUGGAGUACCUACAAGAUCCCUGGGGAGAAUGGUAUUCACUCUCAGAUAAACAUUCGCACACAGAGGUUGAUGUCAUUGAACUAGAAAAAAAAUUGUCCAUUGAAACAAAAGACGCAGAGAUGAACAUAAGCAUUGCGGAGGAUUUCUCCAUUCCCUGUUACAUCACCCAACAAUCCACCAAUGAAUCCCAGUUCCAGGUCACAUGGUUUUGGCAACAAGGCACCGAAGUUAAAACCAUAUUUACAGCUUACAGAAAUUCCACCUUACAAGCCAGGGAUAAGAAUGUCGUAAGAUAUGAUCGCCCCUCCCCUCACCAAUUUAACCUCACAGUUUUAAAAUCUAAUUCGGAAAGCGACGGCAUAUAUUUCUGUGAGGUAGAGGAGUGGAUUCACGCUCCUGGUGACAAGUGGAUGAAGCAUGCAGUGGAAAAGUCUGGAAAUUUGAACGUGACAGUAGAUGCAGAGGGGCAAGCCAAAGCUGUGACUGAUCUGACAUGGCAAGCCGGUACUUGGAUACCAAUAUAUGUAGUAACUGUCUCAAUCGGUUUAUGCGUCAUAACAAUUCUGGCGUACAAGCUGUGCAAGAAAAAUACUUCAGGAGGAAAGAACUCAGGUCCAUCUCUCUGGACAGAACAGGUCCCCCUGGACCCACACGCUUAGUGAAACUAAGUGAAUCAGUGAAGCAGAGUGAUGUAUAGAAAAAUAAAUAUCUUAUUAAGUCUAAGAAGUAUAUGAAAAAAGUUUUAAAAUGUACUUGUUUUUUUUUUUUGUUUUUUUUUGUAUUUUGAACAUUUUUUUUAAUUUUUUAUUAAAUGUUAUGAAUGUUAGAGAAAAAAAAAGUUACUAUCUAUGCUGGUGGGAAUGUCUUAGCUUUUAUGAAUAAUUAACAUUUGUUGCUACUCUGAAAUGAAACAAGCAUUUCUCAGACUGGAGCUAAAGUCUCUACGCACUCAUUUUGUCUGUUUGAAACGAAGUUGAGGUAGGCAGCAGAUUUUGUUUGUGGUUGUGCAGCUUUGAAAAGACUCUUAUUUUAUGUUACAAAGUGUUGAAACUAUGAUUUUUUUUUGAGGGGUCAUCUGAAGCUUUGCAUGUCCAGAACAGCAGCAUGUCAUAAAAUGUGGUAAGAUUUGAAACCUUUGCAAAAAAAAAGGAAGAAGCGGAAGCUUUCUGUGGUUGUGCACAUGAUUGUAAGCGGUGUUUGUGACAGACGAUCUCACAAUCUGUAAAUCUUUUUCCUUUUUUUUUUUUGAGAAAGACACAGGCUUGCAGUGCAGAGUUGGUUAAAACCUGCAUGUGUGCAUGUUAUGCUUCUCUCAUUUUGCAACUCUGAUGAGCAAAUCUGAUGAUGUUAACAUUUCUCAUGCGAGUCAUUCAGCUUGCAUAAGAAAGCUGUUCCUCAGCUGAGUUGCUGAGAAACCAAGUGGGUGUUUGUUUAACCUGUUUUUUGUGUCAAUGACUUAAUUUAAUAUUUAAUUUUUUUUUCUAAUAAAAGUUCUUAAAUUGACAUAGCAUAGUUUUCAGAUCCUUGUUGGUUUAACACAACUCCCCCCACAAACAGCAGUUUCUGUCAAAAUAGCCAACAUUUGCAGGUGCCUCUAAGUUCCUCCAUGCAUGGUAAGUCAGCAUGCUUCUGUUACAGUACUAUUUUAAAAAAAACUACACAAAUGAGAUCAUAAUAUCUGAUUUUUUAUUUUUUUAGUGGACUCAUGUCACAUUAUUACUACAGUGUUAUUAUAAGUCUGCCUAAAUGUCACUCCGACAGCUUCAGUUGAUCAAGAAUGUUUCUAUUCAUGUUCUUACUAAAACCCGGAAGACAGAGAAGAUCACCCCAGUUUUUAGGUUCUUACAGUGGCUCCCCAUAGCUCCAAGAACAAAUACUUUUACUAGAUUAUAAAUCACUCAAUAAAUAUCACCAAAAUACAUUAAAGAUCUGUAGCUAUUGUUGAAUCUGAAGAGGAAUAAAAUUAUAUUAAUUAAUAAUUAUGUUGUCUGGCAGUUUUGCACUACAGCAUGUUUUUAGCAAGAUCAAAUGUACUGGGACACUGAUCUCUAUACUGAUCUGGAAAGCCAGGAAGGAAUUCAGAUGUUUAGAGAUGUGGAAAUAACAAAUUGCUUAAUUGCUGUUAAUAGCCAAAUCUUGAGAGGUUCCAGUUGGACAGUUCUGGAAAACUCAUAGGGUCGCAGCCAAGAGAUCUGCAUCAACCAAAGGGCAAACUUUGGAGAAUUGUGACAUAGAAAUAAAUGGACAGAUUUGAGUGUAGUGCACCCUACACGUGCGAGUUGUCCGUGAGAGUUGAAGGUUGCUGUGUUGUUUGUUACUUGCCACUUUUUCAAUCCCCAAUGUAUCAUCCUUUAAGACCACCACUCAGGUCUUCUGAUUGAAGUCUACUCUACAUCCUAAUAACCAGAACAAAACAUUGAGAAGUAACAUUUAGUUUUUAUGCUCUGUAAAACUGGAACAAACUUCCAGAAAACUGCAAAACAUACAAAACACUGAUUUCAUUUAAAUCAAGGAUAAAAUCCCACAGGUUUAGGAGUGUUUUUAAGCAAACGGAACAUUGAUCAACAUGUCUGAUUCAUAUUUCCUUGAUCAUUUUCAUGAAGGCAUUUCACAACAUGUUACAUUUAUUGCUUUGUUUCAUAAUUGGUCAAUGUGUAAUGUUUUUAAGAUGUAAUGGACUUUGAACUGCCUUGUUACUGAAAACUGUUAAACAAAUAAACUUGAUUUGAAAAAGA
Molecule: messenger RNA, 5343 nt
Organism: Poeciliopsis prolifica (blackstripe livebearer)
Lineage: Eukaryota; Metazoa; Chordata; Actinopteri; Cyprinodontiformes; Poeciliidae
Product: immunoglobulin superfamily member 3-like
Exons: 9
Coding region: 298-3267 (989 amino acids)
Source: RefSeq, a predicted model, not a curated record